AUGAAAAUGAAUGGUGUAACAGAUGAUGCUAUUAGACUAAGCCUUUUCCCCUUCUCAUUACGGGAUAGGGCAAAGGAGUGGUUGAGAGAUGAAGGCGCUGACUCGUUCGAUACGUGGGACAAGCUAGUGAAGGCCUUCUUAGUGAAGUUUUUGGGACACGAGAAGACUUCUAGGUUGAGGAAUGAGCUAUCCACAUUUAGAAAGUCAGAUGACAAGUCUCUCUAUGAGGCUUGGAGAAGGUUUAAGAGGCUACAGAGACAAUGCCCUCAUCAUGGCAUUCCAGAGUGGAUAUUAAUCCAAACCUUCUAUAAUGGCAAGACUCAUGAGUUCCGAAUCUAUAUUGAUAUUGCGUUAGAAGGCUCUCUCUUGACAAAGAACCCCACUGAAGCAAAGGAGCUCAUAGAGAAGGUGGCGGCCAACGACAACUACCAUCCAGGAGGCCGACAUACUUUGAAAAAGGGAGGUAAGCUUGAUGUAGAUGCUUUGACUAUGUUAGCUAGUUCUGUGCAGGCACUAACAAGCAGGUUUGAUAAGUUCCAAGCUGGAAAUUCUACUAGCCCCCAAGAGGUUUGUCAAAUGUGUAAUGUGCAGGGCCAUAUCGCACCAAAUUGCCCGCAGAACUCGAGUGAGAUGUCCAUCGAACAAGCCAAUGCUUUCUACUCCUCAAAUCCCAAAAAUCCUUAUGAUCCCUACUCAAAUUCCUAUAAUGAAGGUUGGAAACACCAUCGAAACUUAUCAUACAAGAACACCCAAGCACAGCAGAAUCCAUCACCACCACCCCAACCCAACAACUACAACCAACCACUACCCGGUUUCCAACAAAGACCAUCCAUGAACCAACAACCAAUGCAACCACAACCCCAAAAAUCUAGCCUUGAAGUGAUGAUCGAGAGCUUUAUUACCACAACCAAUAGUGCUAUCCAACAACAAAGUAGCUCUAUCCAACAACAAGGUAACUCCAUCCAACAGUUGCAAGCCCACCAUAAGCUCAUGGAAAGCCAAAUAAGCCAACUUUCACAACAGGUGUGCAAUGAGGAGUCUAGAAAAGACAAAAAGGGUAAAGAUGUUCAAAGCUCCAAAUAUGUGACUCCACCGGCUUAUGAGGAACCAAUGCCUUUCCCGCAACGGUUGUCAAAAGUCGUGCUCGAUAGACAUUUUGGCAAAUAUUGUGAAGCCCUCAAGAAGGUACACGCUUCUACUCCCUUUUCUGAUCUUUUAGUUCAAAUGCCUCAAUUUGCAAAUUUUGUAAAGAAUUUUAAAGAUCAACAUGAGGAUAAGGAAGUAGAACAUAAGAAGGGCCCUACUCUCUUAUAUGAUAACCUACCACCUAAGCUGCAUGAUCCUGGUAGUUUCACUAUUCCCUGCACGAUAAACGAGAAAUUUUUCGAUAGGGUUUUGUGCGAUUUAGGUGCUAGUGUUAACUUAAUGCCCUAUUCAUUAUAUGAGAGUUUAUGCUUGCAAGGACUUAGACCUUCCCCUAUUUCUCUUCAAUUGGCUGAUAGGACCUCUAGACUCCCUAAGGGUGUGGUUGAAGAUGUAUUAGUCACGGUGGGUGGACUUGUUUUUCCUGUUGAUUUUGUUGUCUUGGAUAUGAAGGAAGAUCGGAUGAUCCCGAUCAUACUUGGUCGACCAUUCCUUGCCACGGGUCAAGCCCUAAUAGAUGUUCCCGAAGGAUAA
Molecule: messenger RNA, 1677 nt
Organism: Chenopodium quinoa (quinoa)
Lineage: Eukaryota; Viridiplantae; Streptophyta; Magnoliopsida; Caryophyllales; Amaranthaceae
Exons: 2
Coding region: 1-1677 (558 amino acids)
Source: RefSeq, a predicted model, not a curated record